Otolemur garnettii (small-eared galago) is the source of this 1154-nucleotide messenger RNA. It is a transcript of the gene EDN1, whose product is annotated as endothelin 1. The coding region runs from base 16 to 630 and encodes 204 amino acids. Gene Ontology annotation, biological process: vein smooth muscle contraction; intracellular calcium ion homeostasis; regulation of vasoconstriction. The transcript has 5 exons. Gene Ontology annotation, molecular function: endothelin B receptor binding; hormone activity; endothelin A receptor binding. Gene Ontology annotation, cellular component: extracellular region. Lineage: Eukaryota; Metazoa; Chordata; Mammalia; Primates; Galagidae. The record is from RefSeq and is a predicted model, not a curated record.
AUUCCCUUUUCCAGAAUGGAUUAUUUUCCCAUGAUUUUCUCUCUGCUGUUUGUGGCAUUCCAAGGAACUCCAGAAACAGCAGUCUUUGGCGCUGAGCUCAGCACCCGGGCUGAUAAUGAUAACGGAGUGGAGAAGCCCUCUCCCAGUGCACCCUGGCGGCCCCGCAGGUCCAAGCGCUGCUCCUGCUCAUCCCUGAUGGAUAAAGAGUGUGUCUACUUCUGCCACCUGGACAUCAUCUGGGUCAACACUCCAGAGCACGUUGUUCCCUAUGGACUUGGAAGCCCUUCUCGGUCCAGGCGCUCCUUGAAGGAUUUAUUUCCUACAAAGGCCACAGACGCCAGGAGCAGAUGCCAGUGCGCUAGCCAACAAGACAAGAAGUGCUGGAGUUUUUGCCAAACAGGAAAAGAACUCAGGGCCCAAGACACUGUGAAGAAAGGCUGGAAUAAAUCUAAGAAAGGAAAAGACUGUUCUAAACUUGGGAAGAAGUGUAUUCAUCAGCAGCUAGUGGAAGGAAGGAAAAUGAGAAGGUUGGAGGCCAUGAGCAAUAGCAUCAAAACAUCUUUUCGUGUUGCAAAGCUGAAAGCUGAGCUCUACCGAGAGCAGAAGGUGAACCACAACCGAACACAUUGAUUACAGAGCUUCUGGGACUGUCUGAAAACAUGGCCUCUGAGGAGAGAGACAUGUGGCCAACUCUGCACUCUCUCCAGGCUGGCUGGGAUCAGAGCAGAAGUGUCUUCCUUGCUUAGACCAUUUCUUUCUUGUUCCUGACUGGCAAAGGACCAGCGUCCUUGUUCUAAACAUUCCAAGAAAAGUUAAGGAGUUCCCCCAAACUGUCUUCAUUUGCUUCCAUCAGUGGUAACUGCUUUCGGCUCUUCUUUUGUUUAGGGAUGACAAUGGACCUCUCAGAAAGCAGAAAGACACAAGACAUUUGAAUUAGGGUGGCAUCCUCCGGAGGGAGGGAGGAUAUUCCACAAGAGGGUGGAGUUUCUAAAGAAGGUCCUAAGGGAGGGUCUGUGUCUGACUCAGGCGCCUGGCACAUUUCAGGGAGAAACUCCAAAGUCCAUGCAAAGAUUUUCUAAGGAAUGCACAAAUUGAAAACACACUUGAAGGACAAAUACUCCUGUUUAAAAAAAAAAAAAGACUUUAAAAAAAAU